Messenger RNA from Arabidopsis arenosa, 5272 nucleotides. Lineage: Eukaryota; Viridiplantae; Streptophyta; Magnoliopsida; Brassicales; Brassicaceae. The record is from the annotation of a GenBank genome assembly.
ACAUAAACCCAAUUUCUCGGAUCUGGGAUCUUCGUAAUCCGGCAAAGUCUAUGAGCUGCAGUUGUUGUUGAUCCAUCUUUUGUGAUUCGAAUCACAGAGGAUCGGCAAUGGAGUCGAUACUGGCUCGAGCCUUGGAGUAUACACUCAAGUAUUGGCUCAAAUCGUUUACUAGAGAUCAGUUUAAGCUUCAAGGCCGUACCGCUCAGCUUUCUAAUUUAGACAUUAAUGGUGAGGCUAUACAUGCCAGUAUGGGUUUGCCACCAGCUCUUAGUGUGACCACUGCCAAAGUUGGAAAAUUGGAAAUCAUGCUUCCAUAUGUCAGUAACGUACAAACGGAACCCGUUGUUGUGCAAAUCGAUAAACUUGAUCUUGUUCUUGAAGAAAAUCCUGAUGCUGAUGUGACAAAGGGUCCAAGCUGUAGUCAGUCUCCUACCGCCGCAAAAAGUAACGGUUAUGGAUUUGCUGACAAGAUUGCAGAUGGAAUGACUUUACAAGUUAAGGUGGUCAAUCUUCUUCUUGAAACUGGAGGUGGUGCCCACCGUGAAGGAGGGGCAGCCUGGGCUGCUCCGCUGGCAUCUAUUACAAUUCGUAACCUUGUUCUGUACACCACUAAUGAGAGUUGGAAGGUUGUAAAUCUGAAAGAAGCAAGGGACUUCUCUACUAACACAGGAUUUAUUUAUUUGUUUAAGAAACUUGAAUGGGAAGCUUUAUCAAUUGAUCUUCUACCACACCCUGAUAUGUUCACUGAAGCUAAUUUAGCCCGGUCUGAAGAAGCAAAUCUCAGAGAUGAUGAUGGUGCAAAACGAGUAUUCUUUGGUGGAGAACGCUUUUUAGAUGGAAUAUCUGGCCAAGCAUAUAUCACAGUUCAGAGAACAGCACUAAACAGUCCACUUGGGCUUGAAGUCCAGUUGCACAUUCCAGAAGCUGUUUGUCCAGCCUUAAGUGAACCAGGGUUGCGCGCUCUUCUCCGCUUUCUAACUGGAAUGUACUUAUGCCUUAACCGAGGAGAUGUGGAUCCAAAAUCUCAGCAGUCUGCCGAAGCAGCAGGACGUUCUCUUGUCUCCGUUCUUGUGGACCAUGUAUUUCUUUGCAUUAAAGAUGCUGAAUUCCAACUGGAACUACUAAUGCAAUCACUUCUUUUUUCUCGGGCCUGUGUUUCGGACGGAGAAUCAGCUAACUAUUUGACUAAGAUUUUGAUUGUUGGGCUAUUUUUAAGGGAUGCCUUUUCGCGCGCUCCUUGUGCUCUAGUCCAACCAUCCAUGAAAACUGCUGCCGAAGACCUUGCAAUUCCCGAGUUUGCCAAGAAUUUUUGCCCUCUCAUAUAUCCAUUGGACAGCGGCCCGUGGCAAAUAGUUCAGGAUGUACCCUUGAUCUCCCUACACUCUCUUCAGGUCAAGCCAUCCCCAAAACCUCCACACUUUUUCUCAAAGACAGUUAUCCAGUGCCAACCACUCAUGGUUCAUCUUCAGGAAGAAGCUUGUUUAAGAAUUUCUUCUUUUCUGGCUGAUGGCAUUGUUGUAAAUCCCGGUGAUGUUUUGCCUGAUAACUCUGUUAACUCUCUUCUUUUCACGCUCAAGGAGUUAGAUGUCUCUGUUCCAUUAGACAUGAGUAACUUGGAAGAUUCAGCAAUCAAAGAAGACCUUUCCGUAAAAAAAUCCUUCGUUGGAGCGAGGCUUCAUAUUGAGAAUUUAUCUUUUGCAGAGUCACCUACCCUUAAAGUUCGGCUUCUAAACCUGGAGAAGGAUCCUGCUUGCUUCUGUCUUUGGCCAGGACAGCCUAUUGAUGCCAGCCAAAAGAAAUGGACAGCUGGAGCCUCACAUUUUAGUUUGGCUUUGGAAACAUCUCCCAACUCAACUGAACUUCAGAGCCCUCAUGGUCCGGAAAUGGGUUUGUGGAAUUGUGUUGAAGGAAAAGACGUGUCUAUAGAAGUUGCUAUGGUAUCUGCGGAUGGAAAGCCACUGAUAACAAUUCCUCCUCCUGGUGGUAUUGUACGCAUUGGAGUUGCUUGUGAGCAAUAUAUCUCGCGUGCUUCAGUGGAGCAGUUAUUUUUUGUUCUGGACCUCUAUUCUUACUUUGGUAAGGUCAGUGAAAAGAUUUCAAUUGUUAAAGAAAGCAAACGCCAGAAUACUGUUUCUUUGACUGGAGGGUUGUUGGAGAAGGUUCCCAGUGAUACUGCUGUAAAAUUGGCUUUGAAGGAUUUGCAGCUUAAGUUUCUGGAGUCUUCCUUUACUAGUACACAAGACAUGCCACUCGUUCAGUUUCUUGGCAAAGAUCUUUCUGUGAAGGUAACUCAUAGAACCCUUGGUGGUGCUGUUGCAGUAUCCUCCAACAUAUACUGGGAAAAUAUUGAGGUAGAUUGUGUAGAUACCGACUUACAACAUGAACAUGAGAAUAGCUGGAAUGGUCACUUAGUUAGCUGUAAUGGGUCUACCCCACUGAGGCGCGUCUUUUGGGUUGUCAACGGCAGACAUGAUGGGCAUAGCGGCAGCACUGUUAUGACACCUUUUCUGGACAUAAGCAUAACACAUGUGAUUCCCCUCAGUGAAAAGGAUAUGGAAUGCCACAGUGUAAGCAUUGUGGCUUGUAUUUCAGGUGUACGCCUAGGAGGUGGAAUGAGCUAUGCUGAAGCUCUAUUACAACGAUUCGGAAUUCUGAAUCUUGUUGGUGGUCCAGGAGAGGGUCUGUCUAGAGGAUUAGAGCAUUUAUCUUCUGGACCUUUGUCAAAACUUUUCAAAUCAUCUAUAGUUGAUGACAGGAAAAAGGAUGGAACUCCAGGAAACUGGAACGGCGAUGGUUUCCCACAUUUGAAAAGGCCAGAUGACAUUGAUGUCUCUAUUGAGUUAAGAGACUGGUUGUUUGCUUUGGAGGGCAGAGAAGGUGUUGGCACAGGAAUUCUGAAUGAUGAAGAUAUUGGAAGAGAAGAGAGGUGUUGGCACACUAAUUUUCGUACUUUCCGAGUAAUAGCCAAGAGUACACCGAAGAAUGUGGAUCCAAAUGGGACAGAAAACCAGUAUGAUGCUCACAAGUAUCCUGUGGACUCAAUUAUUGUCAGUGUCGAAGGUCUACAGACAGUGAAGCCUCAAAUGCAGAAAGGGACCGAUUCUUGUAAUGGUUUGCCUACAAAUGGAGUUCACGAAAACGGUCACAUGCAUGGAGGGGUUAACAUUGAAGCUAAUAUUGUGGCAUCCGAAGACAAAUCUGUUCGUGACGACUCAUUGAACUGGGUGGCAGAAAGUCUGAAAUUCUCUGUUAAGCAACCUGUUGAGGCAAUUGUUACAAAGGAUGAGCUGCAACAUUUGACAUUCUUGUGCAAAUCUGAAGUUGACGCAAUGGGAAGGAUAGUUGCAGGGGUUUUACGUGUGCUGAAACUUGAAGAAUCUAUUGGCCAGGCGACUCUAAAUCAACUAAGUAACCUUGGAAGUGAAGGUUUUGACAAAAUGUUCUCUCCAAAAGCAAGCAGAGCAGGAAGUCCCAAAAGCUCACCUUUUGCUGCAUCAUCAGAUUCGAUGAGAGAAAUUGCUUUACGUACAAACCUCGAAUCUACCAUUUCGUCCAUUGAAGAAGCCUCAAUGGAGUUAGAGGCCAAGUGUUCAGCUCUAGCUCUCAAGUUAUGCAGCUACCAAAACGUCAAGAAACAACUUUUGUUGAUCCAUGGGAAUUCGGUGACAAAUGGGUUCGGCUCCAAUCUCCAGUUGAACGACAUGUUGAUAGAUUUGUACUUAAAACAGGGAGAUGUGAAACAUGCACGUAAACUGUUCGAUAGAAUUCCUAAGAGAGAUGUGGUUUCUUGGACAGCUAUGAUCUCGAGGUUUUCUCGAUGUGGAUAUCACCGGGACGCGUUGUUGUUGUUCAAACAGAUGCACCGGGAAGAUGUUAGGGCUAAUCAGUUCACUUACGGGAGUGUGUUGAAGUCGUGUAAAGAUUUGGUAUGUCUUAAAGAAGGAAUGCAGAUACAAGGUUGUUUGGAGAAAGGGACAUUUGCAGGGAACUUAAUUGUGAGGAGUGCAUUGCUUUCUCUUUAUGCCAGGUGUGGAAAGAUGGAGGAAGCUCGUCUUCAGUUUGAUUCAAUGAAAGAAAGGGAUUUGGUUUCUUGGAAUGCAAUGAUCGAUGGAUACACCGCCAAUGCUUGUGCAGAUACUUCGUUUAGUCUGUUUCAGUUUAUGUUCGCGGAAGGGAAGAAGCCUGACUGCUUCACCUUUGGAAGCCUCUUGAGAGCUUCUAUUGUAGUUAAGUGUCUUGAACUAGUCUGUGAAUUACAUGGAUUAGCGAUCAAGCUGGGGUAUGGAAGAUCAAGUGCACUGAUUAGAUCUCUGGUUGAUGCAUAUGUGAAGUGUGGUAGCAUUGCCAAUGCUUGGAAACUGCACGAGGACACAACGAAAAGAGACUUAAUAUCUUGCACUGCUCUAAUUACAGGUUUUGCACAGCAGAACAUCUGCAGAAGUGAUGCCUUUGAUAUCUUCAAAGAGAUGAUACUGAUGAAAACAAAGAUGGACGAGGUUAUAGUAUCUUCAAUGCUUAAAAUAUGCACCACUGUUGCAUCGGUAACCAUUGGAAGACAGAUCCAUGGUUUUGCCUUAAAAUCUUCCCAAAUCAGAUUUGAUGUUGCUUUGGGUAACUCGCUGAUAGAUAUGUAUGCAAAGUCUGGGGAAAUCGAGGAUGCAGUCCUUGCUUUCGAAGAGAUGAAACAGAAAGAUGUGAGAUCAUGGACCUCUUUGAUUGCAGGAUAUGGAAGACAUGGGAAUUUUGAGAAAGCAAUUGAUCUUUAUAACAGAAUGGAGCAUGAAGGGAUCAAACCGAAUGACGUUACAUUUCUCUCUCUCCUCUCUGCUUGUAGCCAUACAGGACAAACUGAACUUGGCUGGAAGAUUUUCGACACAAUGAUCAACAAGCACGGUAUCAAAGCUCGAGAAGAGCACUUAUCUUGCAUCAUAGAUAUGCUUGCGCGCAGUGGCUACUUGGACGAAGCUUAUGAACUGAUAAGAAGUAAAGAGGGUAUUAUAAGUCUUAGCUCAUCAACAUGGGGAGCUUUUUUUGAUGCAUGCAGGCGUCAUGGGAACGUGCAGCUCAGUAAAGUAGCAGCCGCGCAGCUUCUGAGUGUGGAACCGAAGAAAUCAGUCAAUUAUAUCAAUUUGGCCAGUGUACAUGCAGCUAAUGGAGCAUGGGAUAGUGCUUUGAAGACCAGACAGCUUAUGAAAGAGAGUGGUUCCUGCAAUAAAGCUCCAGGAUACAGCCUUGUGUAUUAAACAGAAGGGAAUAAGACAAAAUCUCCACA